This is a messenger RNA of Zymoseptoria tritici IPO323, 1395 nucleotides long. RefSeq lists its product as uncharacterized. Gene Ontology annotation, molecular function: monoacylglycerol lipase activity; acetylesterase activity. NCBI's taxonomy places the organism in Eukaryota, Fungi, Ascomycota, Dothideomycetes, Mycosphaerellales, Mycosphaerellaceae. The record is from RefSeq and is a predicted model, not a curated record. Bases 1 to 1395 code for a protein of 464 amino acids. Gene Ontology annotation, biological process: medium-chain fatty acid catabolic process; medium-chain fatty acid biosynthetic process. The transcript is spliced from 3 exons.
AUGGCAUUUUCUUGGUUUCCGGGUUCUUGCUCAACGACAUUCACUCACUCAGAGAACCCACUAAUCCUACAGACGAAGAAAGGUCUCAAACGCGCUCUGCCUGAGCUGGUCAAGGACGUAACUCCGCCAUGCAAUAUCAACCCGUUCCUCUUCAAUGGCCACUUGCAGACUGCAUGGACAGCUGUAAAGUACGAAGGACCGAAGAUCCACUACAAGCGUCGAGUGUUUGAGUCCGAAGAUGCUGCAUACAAGGGCCACUUCGUAGUGGACUUUGUGACGGCUGCUCCGCCCUCGACUGGGGAAUCUGCAAAAGAUGGGGGCCCUGAAGAUGAAGGACUGCGAGAGGAUCCAAUGGGAGUAGGACACCAUAUGCUUCCACCGCGAACGACUUACUUCACGGACAAGGAGUUCAAGGCUUUGCCGUCUCAAGACACAAAGCCACUGCUCAUCACGCUGCAUGGUCUUAGCGGUGGGUCCUACGAGACAUACCUCCGGCACGUCCUCGAGCCGCUGGUCGAAAAGACGUCCGAGGGCGAAAAAGCUGGUGGUUUGUCAGGCGGCGAGUGGGAAGCGCUUGUGGUCAAUGCUCGUGGUUGCGCUGGAUCGAAGAUCACAACGAGCGUUCUGUUCAACGCUCGGGCGACAUGGGAUGUGAGACAGAUAGUGAAGUGGGCACGGAAGACCUGGCCCAACCGACCUCUCUUUGGCAUUGGGUUCUCCUUGGGCGCCAAUAUCCUUACCAACUACGUUGGUGAAGAGGGCGAAGACUGCCUCCUCUCCGCCGCUGUGGUCGUGAGCAAUCCAUGGAAACUGGAAGUCAGCAACGUCGCCCUGCAACGAGGCUACAUUGGCCGUGAAGUAUACAGCAAAACUAUGGGUCGGAAUUUGCUCGCUCUCUUCGACACACACGCCGAACAGAUCACGCAGAACAAGGAGAUCACCCGCGAGAAGAUGCACGGACUGAAGUAUCUGCAUGAAUUCGACCGCGCAGUGCAGUGUCCCACUUGGGGCUACCCGACCGAGGGCGCAUACUACAGAGAUGCUAGCAGUUCCGACUCGGUGCUCGCCGUGCGCAUUCCCAUGCUCGCGAUCCAUGCGAAAGACGAUCCGAUCGCAUUCGACGAGGGUGUACCGUACGAGGAGAUUCGACAGAAUCCUUUCGUCGUCAUAUGUGCCACGAGCGGCGGAGGACACUUAGGGUGGUUCGAGUGGGGAACCGGGACCAGGUGGAAUGUCCGACCGGCGGCCAACUUCCUCAAUGCCAUGGCCCGUGACAUCGACUUCAGCCAGAUCGAAAAGUCGAUUCCUCAGCCAGGUCCACAUGGCGGUCUUCCGACACCAUUCCGGUAUGAUCCAAUGAAGAGGAAGGCUUUCCGAGCCGAGAGUGAGCAGUAG